Xenopus laevis (African clawed frog) is the source of this 457-nucleotide messenger RNA. RefSeq names its product thymosin beta-10 (gene tmsb10.L). The coding region runs from base 158 to 283 and encodes 41 amino acids. The record is from RefSeq and is a predicted model, not a curated record. NCBI's taxonomy places the organism in Eukaryota, Metazoa, Chordata, Amphibia, Anura, Pipidae. The transcript has 3 exons.
CAUCCCCACCAAUGAGCAGAAGCCAUGACGUACUAAGGGCUGGGUAUAGUAUAUAAAGCGGGGAUCGGAGCCUUCAAUCCAUUGUCUCUCUUAUCCAAGUGUUCAGGGAUCUGUUCAAGUGACGCGGUGAAAGUACCAUUUGCUGUACAUAUCCACCAUGGGAGACCGACCAGACCUUGGGGAGAUCGAUAAGUUUGAUAAGACCAGACUGAAGAAAACAGAGACUCAAGAAAAGAAUACAUUACCAACAAAAGAGACAAUUGAACAAGAAAAAAAGAAUUAGUCCACACCAUGUGAAAAAUGUCUUGAUUUAAUGUUUGAUCUGAGUCUUGGAUCAAUAUACAGUACACUGUGAAAGAAAACCACAGCAUUGGGUCUUGGAAUGCCAAAAAAAGGGAAUAAUGUGUUAGCUUGUCCCUCUUGUUAAUGUAUUUGAUUAAACAAAUUGUGCAAUAAA